Messenger RNA from Scaptodrosophila lebanonensis, 12113 nucleotides. It is a transcript of the gene Obsc, whose product is annotated as obscurin. The coding region runs from base 276 to 11990 and encodes 3904 amino acids. Gene Ontology annotation, biological process: protein phosphorylation. The record is from RefSeq and is a predicted model, not a curated record. Gene Ontology annotation, molecular function: ATP binding; protein kinase activity; guanyl-nucleotide exchange factor activity. The transcript has 39 exons. Lineage: Eukaryota; Metazoa; Arthropoda; Insecta; Diptera; Drosophilidae.
GUUAUUUUAAAAACGUCGGUACAGCGAACGGAAACCCAAUUUCAUAUGCCGUUAUUGCGGAAGUGGCGUUACACAAGUUUUAGUUUAAAAGUGCUGUGAAGUGCUAAAUAUAAUUAAAUGAUACUGUUAUACGCUUUUGAAUUAUCAAAUUAAUAGCAAAGAAUACAUCUAAGAAUUUUUUAAAUUACUGUGUUAUGCAAUAUGUGCAAUUAAAUUUAUUGGCAGCAAAUAAUAGCUAACUUAGGGCUUUUCUUGUGGAGCGUUCUGGCGAAGCAAUGUCGGUUCAACAUCCUUCCGCUGCAAUGUUAGCCAACGGCAAAAACACACAAAACAAAGCCAUGGAUUCUGUUUUAGACGUUGUAUUUGUGGUUCAAGAUUUUGAGGCUAAGACCGCCGAUGCAGUCAGCGUGUCACGUGGCGAUUUGGUUGAACUUAUAAAUGCUGGUAGCUCUGGAGACUCCAGAUGCUUCGUACGAAUUUUCGAAAACGGUUCAAAACAAAAAGAAGGAUGGGUACCAGCGGAAAUAUUGGAGUUUAAUUCAACUUCUUUUCCGAAUGGCAAAGAUAAUGAAAAUCCAGAAUUUAAAAGAGCAACGAUCCUCAGAGAGCUGAUCGAAACUGAGGAGGAAUUUUCGAGAGACUUACAAUAUGUUGUAGAUAAAUAUGUAAAGACUAUCGAUAGGCCGAUAGUUCCGAGAUCAUUGCGAGAUAACAAAGACGUCAUCUUCUGCAAUUUUCUACAAAUUGCGGAAUUUCACAACAUGGUACUCAAGGAAGGUUUAAAAUGUUAUAGCGGUCAGCCUAACAUGGUAGCUAAAACUUUCCUACGCCUGGAACGUGAUUUCGAUAAGCAUGUGAAAUAUUGUCAAAACGAGCCAAUAGCCCAGGAUUUUCUAAAUUCAAGUUUUGAAGUUCAAAAUUAUUUUCAGGAACUGUCAAAGAAUCUUGGUGACGAAAAAUCAUUAUCUGAACAUCUUAAACUGCCAAUUCAGCGAAUAAACGAUUAUCAACUGUUAUUCAAGGACUUGCUUAAAUACUCACAAAGCCUAAAAGAAAAUGUUAGAGAUUUGGAAAAGGCCUUAGAGCUAAUGCUUAGUGUACCAAGUAGAGCAUAUGACAACAGAUUUAUUUCUAGUAUUGAGGGAUAUCGAGGUAACAUUUAUAAAUUGGGCAGACUCUUGCUACACGAGUGGUGUACUUUAGAAGAUAAAGAUGGGAAGACGCAUGACCGAUAUUGUUUUUUGUUUAAAUCCAGAAUUUUAAUAACAAAGGUUCGAAAAAUAUCAGAAAACCGUUCGGUAUUUGUUCUGCAACAUAUUGUAAAGCUUCCAUUAUGCGAUAUUGCCGAAAAGACGACCGAGAAACAAGUGUAUAUAACACCAAAAGCGCAAAAUGACAAUGUGAACCUCCCCAUUGGCAUUAAGCCCCAUAGUGAGCAGUCCUUUAGCACCUGGUAUAAAGAAAUUUGUUCACACAUUGGUCAGGAAGUUACAUUGCAAGAGCACAACGCAGAUGACCUAAAACUAGACUCCACGCAAGUAGUUGCCGAAAACGAGCUUCUCUUACACCUUCCACAAAAAGCUGAAGCGCAUGAUCCCAACCCAAACAUACGUCCAUCUGAUGUAGCCGAGAACUACUUCUUAAGCAAAGAAACAAAGGAACGGCUUCAAUUGGAGCAGCAGGAGCUGCUUAAAUUCGAGCAGGACGCUAUUGAAUUGUAUAAGAAGCAACAAGGCGAAAAAGUUAAUGUAAGGCCGGUCAUUGUAAAGAAUGACCCAACUAUAUCGCCUCCCAAGAGCGCACCAGACGAGCAAAACGAAUUGAAGGGCUCAAUUACGAGAAUUGUUAAUGAACCGAAGAUUGUACAAAUAGAUGAGAUUUCACAAGAGAAAGAACUCGGACUAGCGGAAGACGUUGGUACAAGUAUAAGGGCGAGCUCCACUUCGGCCACAUGUGAAAUAGGAAGCUCGCUAAAAAUGGAAGAAUAUAGAGAAUCUGAAAUGAAGUCAGUUGUGACCAGCAGCUCUGAAAUGGUAACUGAGAAAUCGGUUGAGAUAAGCAAUAUACAGGAACAUGCAGUGUCCGAGAUUUCAAAAGAAGUAUACGAAGAAUCGGCGAGUACAAGGUCGAGAGAUUAUGACAGAGGCUCCUCGUAUGACAGCACUGUAGACACACAACAUUAUGGCGUAAGCUCAAGGCGUGAACGUACCAGUGCCUUGGAUCGUAUCGAGGCGCGUUCCUCUUUACUGGCCACCGGCCGUACCGAAAGCCGUGCUGAGAGCCGUGCAGAAAGCCGCGCUGAGAGUCGUGCCUCCUAUUCUCGGGCAGAGUCGCGAACUGGCGCUCGUUCAUCAUCUCGAGCCGUGGAAGAUCAACCACUGCGCUCUGUUGACAAGCCCGUAGUAGUUAAGAUGCUAAAGAGUGUUCAAGUAGAACCUGGAGAAACUGCUCAUUUUGAAAUUCAAUUUAAGGAGAAACCCGGCUUAGUUACGUGGUUGAAAGAUAAUAAGCCAUUGGAAGAUCGUUUAGCUGACAGAAUUAUUCAAACCGAAGCUACAAUGAAUUCAUUCCGAUUGGAUAUAAAGAAUUGCAGUGAAACCGAUGACGGAACGUAUACGGUUCGCGCACAAUCCGCUACGGAGACUACAACCUGCUCAGCUCAACUUGCUGUUGGCCAAGCUCCUGGCCAUGACGAAACGAAAACGAAUGUUCCACCAGCAUUCCUAGUUAGCUUAAAAGAUGCGGAAAUGAUUGAAAGUACGCAUUUCCGUUUUAUGAUUAAGAUCAAAGGUGAUCCGAAACCCCGAGUGAAAUUCUACAAAGACGAAGUGGAAAUUUUGGAAAUCAAUGACCGAAUUCAAAUCAUCAGGGAUAAAGAUUAUUUGGGAUUUUAUGAAUUGGUCAUUACUGAAGUUCGAAAGGAAGAUGCUGGAACUUAUUCCUGCAAGGCUAUAAACAAACAUGGCGAAGCCAGCUGUGAAGCCACAGCAACAACUGUAGAGGACAAGAACCCAUUCGGAGCGCUGAGUGGUCAAAUUUUGCCAGCUGGAGAGAAACCGGUCUUUUCAUGGAAAAGAAAUGGAGAAGAAUUUGACCCUGAGGAAAGAUUUAAAGUUCUUUUUGGAGAAGAUGAGGACUCGCUAGCUCUGGUCUUCCAACACGUGAAGCCUGAAGAUGCAGGAAUAUAUACGUGUGUUGCACAAACAUCGACUGGAAAUAUAUCUUGCAGUGCAGAGUUAUCUGUUCAGGGUGCUAUCCAGACGCUAUACAGAGAGCCUGAGAAGCCGACUUUAAUAAUAGAGCACCGUGAAGCCAACGCCAGUAUUGGUGGAUCUGCAAUACUGGAGCUUCAGUGCAAAGGUUUCCCCAAGCCCGCUGUGCUUGUUAAACAUGAAGGUGAAGUCAUUCAAGCGGAUGAUAGGCACAAAUUUAUGUACGAGGACGAAGAAAGUAUGUCUCUUGUCAUUAAGAAUAUAACUACAGAAGAUGCGGGCGAAUAUACUAUUGAAGCUUCUAAUGAACUAGGACAAGAUCAGUCUUCGAUUCAUUUGGUUGUAAAAGCACCACCGAAAAUAAAAAAAGUGACCGACAUUACGUGCUCAGCUGGAGAAAAAGUUAAAAUUGAAAUUGAGGUCGAAGGGUACCCCCAACCUUCAGUUAACGUCACGAAUAACGGCAAAGAUAUCAAGAGCGAGACGAAUGUGAAAAUUACGUCUACAGAAAUCGGCAAAAGUGUGGUGAAAGUGGUUUUAGAAAUCACAGAUAUAAAACUGUCCCAAUCAGGCAGCUACUCUAUUCGCGCAACAAAUGACCUCAGCCAAACAUCUGAGUAUUGGAAUGUUACUGUUAAGUCCAAGCCCGUAAUCGUGACCCAUUUCGAAAGUGAAUAUGUUCACGGCGAAAAGGAAACCGUCAAAAUGUCAGUACGGGUGGAUGCAUACCCCGAAGCCAAACUGAUUUGGUAUCAAGAUGGUAAUGAAAUCAAUUUGAAUGACAAGAAAUACAGUGUCAGCACUGAUGGAAAUUCCUACACCCUGAAAAUUAAUGGCGCCACUCGGGUUGAUGGCGGCAAAUACUCGGUAAAGGCGGUUAAUGAGCACGGAUCGGCCACAAGCGAGACAAAUCUGCUCAUCAAAUGUACUCCAGAAUUCACAAGGAAGUUACAAAACAUAACUGUCAAGGAAGGUGAAUCUAAUGUGGAGCUGGUGGUAGGAGUUGAUGCUUACCCCCGACCUCAUAUUAAAUGGUUUAUUGACGGAAUUGAAAUUGAUGAGAAAAGAAACGAUUUCCGCCGUGUGGAAGAGGGCAAGGACUUCAAACUGAUUCUUAAGGAGGUGGCAACGAAUAUGCAAGGCACCUAUAGCUGUCAAAUAAUGAAUGAUUAUGGAAAACUGGAGGACAAUUGUGUAGUCACUGUUAACUGCAAGCCAAAAAUAAGAAGGACUCUCAAGGACGUUGAAGUUAAAGAGGGAAAUUCACUUACACUGGAAGUCGAGGUUUAUAGUGAGCCUGAGGCAAAUGUCAAAUGGUUUAAGGAUGGCCAUGAAAUACACGCGGAUGCUCGGAUCAAAAUUUCGCGCGAUUCGCAGCGGAUCGAAAAUUAUUACCUUACAUUAAAUCUAGCCAAAACGGAGGAUGCCGGAACAUAUGAAGUAAAGGCGGCGAACUUUAUUGGAGAGACAACAUCAACUUGCAAGGUGGCAGUUUUAACAAACGAUACUUUAUCAGUGGAGCAAAUCGUAACAAAAACAAUGAUUGCUACGACAGAACAACCUGACGAAGGGGCCGUGCCUGAAAUUUUGCACGUCGAUGUUUUCCAAAUGCACAGUUUCGAGUCGCUUCCACUGAAAUAUGAAGUUAUUGCCAAGGGUAUACCAAAGCCUGAAGCUAUUUGGUACCACGAUGGAAAACCAGUAUCACCCGAUAAGCAUAAUUUGAUUACAGUCGAUGGAGACCAUUACAAGCUGGAGAUAAAAUCUCUGGAACUGAAAGAUGCUGGCGACUACAAAGUAGUACUACAGAAUAAGUGUGGGGAGAAAGCACAUCAAGGAACUCUUUCACUAUCGGGCGUCGCCGAGUAUCGUAAGCCUUUGUUAACAUCAGGAACUGGAUUGCGCGAUAUUAAAGUAAAUAAAGGAGAUAACGUCGCUGAGCCAAUUGUGUUCACAGCAGAUCCCGCUCCCGAGCUAAUUUGGCUCAAGGAUGGCCAGCCUAUUAAGGAAAGUGAGGCCCUGAAACUGAAGGUUGAAACCAAGGAACUCGACCAUGGCUUGAAGCUAUAUACCUGUACAUUGAACAUAUUGAAAGCUGACAUCAAGGACUCAGGUCGAUAUGAACUAAAGGUGAAAAAUAAAUUUGGCGAAUUGACGACUAAUGGGUGGAUAGAUGUACUCUGUAAGCCCGAAAUAUCAGGUCUGGAGGAUCUCAAAUGCCUGCCAGGUGACUCUAUUUGUUUCGAAGCUCUGGUGCUUGCGAAUCCAAAACCGAAGGUCUCUUGGACUAGAGGAAACGAGAACCUCUGUAACAAUGAGAACUGUGAAGUUAUCGCAGACGUUGAUAGCGACAAGUACAGAUUGGUGUUCCAAUCCGUGUCCCCCGGCGAAGAUGGAAAAUACACCAUUACAGCCGUCAACAGCGAAGGAAGGACCACAAAGGACUUUAAUUUACACGUGCUUGUCGAAAAACCCACGUUUAUAGUUCCACCGGAAGACCAAAGUAUUCACGACUAUAAGCCUUCUAUUACAAAGGUCUUAGUUCAUGGAGUACCGCUGCCAACAAUUGAAUGGCUUAAGAAUGAUAAGCCAAUUGAUUUAGCCUCUCAGGGAAAACUUUACACUGUGGAGACAACUAAGAAAGCCUCUGAUCAAGUUGAAAGUCAGUUUGAAAUCAAGCAUUUUAGACCGAAUGAUGCUGGUUCAUACACGUGCGUGGCAAAGAACGACACUGGAGUUACAAAAGGUCCAUUCAAAUUGGCUCUCCAGUCCCUGGCUCCCAGUUUUGUUAAGAAACUCGACAAUGCCCUUGAGGUAUUGCAGGGCGAACCCUUAAUACUGGAGUGCACCGUCGACGGCAGUCCAAUCCCAACUGUCCAAUGGGUGAAGGAUGGUGACGAAGUAGUCCCCAGCGAAAGGGUGAAAAUUUCGGCAACCCCAGAGGGAUUAGUGAAAUUGGAAAUAAAGGAGUGCGAACCAAAUGAUUCGGGGGCCUACAAAUUGAUUUUAUCUAAUCCACAUGGCGAAAAGGUGGCUCUGUGUGCUGUGGCUGUGAAACCUGAGGCAAUGGAGCCCAAGUUUUUGAAACCCUUUGAGAAUCAAGCCGUCACUAUUGGAGAGCCAUUGAAAUUGGAAGCUCAUGUCUCUGGAUUCCCAGCUCCUGAAAUAAAAUGGUACAAAGACGGUUUACUAUUGCGACCCAGUCCCGAAGUUAAUUUCAUUAACAAUCCGAAUGGACAAAUUGGUUUAAGUAUUGAUGCCGUUCAGCCCCAUGAUGCUGGCAUUUAUAAGUGUGUAAUCGUAAACCGAGAAGGAGAAGUGGAGGCCGUUUCUAAAGUUGAAGUAUUGCCAAAGGAAGCUAAACCAACAUUUGUGGCUGAGCUUCAAGAUGCAUCCAGCGUGGAGGGCUUCCCAGUUAAGAUGGAUAUAAAGGUUGUUGGCAAUCCGAAACCAAAACUACAAUGGUUCCACAAUGGCCAUGAAAUAUUGCCAGACAAUAAACACUUCGCUGUGGUUGAGAACCCUGACCAUAGUACCAGUCUAAUUGUAGAAAAGACUACACCAGCUGAUUCUGGGCUCUAUGAGGUUAUUGCCACCAAUCCUGAGGGGUCCACUGCCUCAAAAGCGAAACUAUACAUUGCUCCCAAAGCUGAUGAAACCUCUACUGAAGAACAACCUCAAUUUGUCUCAGCACUGCGAGACGUAAACGCUGACGAGGGUCAGGAGCUAAAACUAUCUGCACCUUUCAUUGCAAACCCAAUGCCCGAAGUAAUAUGGUCGAAAGAUGGAGAGCCACUGGCUCCAAAUGAAAGAUUGCUUAUGACUUGCGAUGGGAAACAUGUUGGUUUAAGUAUAAAACCAGCGGAAACUGCUGAUUCAGGCACUUAUAGCUGUCUGCUGGCCAAUCCCCUUGGAGAAGACUCGUCCACUUGCAAUGCAAAUGUUAGAAAAGUCUACAAGCCCCCUAUUUUCACUCAGAAAAUAUCAGAUCAGCAGCAGGCUUUCGGUAAUAAUGCCAAAAUUCCAGUUACCGUUUCUGGAGUUCCCUAUCCAGAACUCCAAUGGUUCUUCCAAGAUAAGCCCAUUGGCGAAUCUGCUAAAUACAAUUUCAAGAACGAUGGAGAUCAUCACAUCCUAACUGUAAAUAACUGCGAAAAGACAGACCAUGGUGUAUACAAAUGCAUUGCAAGUAAUAGGGAAGGCAAAGACAUAACUCAAGGACGCCUAGAUAUUGUUAAUGAAGUAAAGAAACAUACACGCUCAGAGCCACCAGUUUUUCUUAAGAGAAUCGGAGAUUGCGAUGUCUAUGGAGGCAUGGCUGCUAAGUUCACAGCAUGCGCCACAGGCUACCCCGAACCGGAAGUGGAGUGGUUUAAAAAUGAUCAAAAACUUUUCCCAUCCGAUCGCUUCGUAAUCGAAGUGGAACCAAAUGGCCUUUUGCGCCUAACUAUCAAAGAUGUUACGGAAUAUGAUGUGGGCCGCUACUCUUGCCGCAUUUACAAUCCCUAUGGCGACGAUAUAUGCCAUGCUGAAUUAUUCUACGACUCAUUGGAUUCCCAGCACCGACCUCUGGGCGAUCAAUACACCGACUUCAAAAAGUAUAAAAAAACUGGAGCCCCACCACCACUCUCGGAAGGCCCUAUUAUAUCCCGGAUGACAGACCGCCAGUUACUUUUAUCUUGGAAACCAUCCGUACCAUUGACUCCUCGCUACCCAGUGACAUAUCAGAUUGAAAUGAUGGAUCUUCCCGAGGGUGACUGGCGCACCAUCAGAACUGGAGUUCGCAGUUGCGCUUGUGACAUUAGAGACCUGGAGCCGUUUAGAGAUUAUCGACUAAGAGUUCGCGUCGAAAACAAAUUUGGAGUAAGCGAUCCCAGUCCAUAUACCCAAACAUACAGGCAAAAACUUGUGCCAGAGCCUACCAAAACCUACACUUAUUUGCCGCCUGGUGCAGAUUUCAGACCAGAAACGUCACCUUACUUCCCGAAAGACUUCGAUAUAGAGCGUCCCCCACACGACGGACUCGCUCAGGCACCACAGUUCUUGCUGCGAGAGAAUGAGAUCAGCUUUGGUGUCAAAGGUCACAAUACGGAACUGAUGUGGUUCGUGUACGGAUACCCGAAACCAAAGAUGACGUAUUACUUCAAUGAUAUGUUGAUCGAAUCUGGCGGCAGAUUCGAUCACAGCUACACUCGUAAUGGCCAAGCUACUCUAUUCAUUAAUAAAAUGCUUGAUCGCGAUGUAGGAUGGUAUGAGGCAGUUGCCACAAACGAGCAUGGAGAGGCCCGGCAACGAGUCAGACUGGAAAUUGCUGAACACCCACGAUUCAUAAAACGUCCGGACGAAACAUUUAUAAUGGCCCGCAAAAAUGGAAGGAUCGAGGCACGCAUUAUUGGCAUACCAUUGCCUGAAGUACGUUGGUAUAAGGAUUGGCAGCCACUGGCUGAGACUACGCGUGUAAAGAUAAACUCGUUUGAGCCCGAUAUCUACGUGCUUUCCAUUCACGAUUCUAUAAUAAAAGAUGGAGGAUUGUACUCGAUCAGUGCUCGAAAUAUUGCUGGAUCUAUUAGCACCUCCGUUACCGUGCACAUUGAAGAGAACGAGGACCAAUAUAUAUACAAGACAUACGGCAGACACCCAUACGUGCGAUCCAAGCAAUUGAGAUAUGAGGACAAAUAUGAUAUUGGAGACGAGCUUGGUCGUGGCACCCAAGGCAUCACGUAUCACGCAGUGGAACGUGCUACUGGAGAUAACUACGCUGCGAAGAUAAUGUACGGAAGACCGGAGCUCCGGCCAUUCAUGUUAAAUGAACUGGAGAUGAUGAACAUGUUUAACCACAAGAAUCUAAUUCGUCCAUACGACGCAUACGACACUGAUCGCAGUGUUACGCUUAUUAUGGAGCUUGCUGCUGGUGGAGAGCUCAUUAAGGAUAAUUUACUUAAGCGAGACUACUAUACGGAACGGGAUAUUGCUCAUUACAUCAGACAAACACUAUGGGGACUUGAGCAUAUGCACGAAUUGGGAGUUGGCCACAUGGGUCUGACGAUUAAAGAUAUUUUAAUUUCUAUUGUGGGCGGUGAUCUUAUUAAAGUUUCCGACUUCGGCCUGGCAAGGAAAAUAAAUAAACACAAUCUUUCAACCUUGGACUACGGAAUGCCCGAGUUCGUUUCGCCUGAAGUUGUAAACAAGGAAGGUGUUAGCUUCUCGCACGACAUGUGGUCUGUUGGCUUAAUCACAUAUGUUUUGCUUGGCGGCCAUAAUCCCUUCCAAGGUAUCGAUGAUAGAGAAACCUUGACAAAGAUUCGAGAAGGCCACUGGGACUUCAAAGACCAAAUAUGGACGCAUAUUUCGGAGGACGGUCGGGACUUUAUAAGUCGACUACUGCUAUAUAGUCCAGAAGAGCGAAUGGAUGUUAAAACAGCUCUUAAGCAUCCUUGGUUCUUUAUGCUCGACCGUAAAGCAACUGAUGGUGACUACCAAAUAGGAACAGAUCGGUUAAGGAACUACUACGACCACUUUAGGGAUUGGUAUGCCAACGCAUCUUGUAAAAAUUAUUUCCGGAGACGUCGUCUUAGUGGCUGCUUCCAGCACCCAUCGAAAAUGGUAUAUCCUCCAGGACAUGUUUAUACACCAGAAGCAACACCUGAACCUCUACCGGAGCCAAGAAAACGAGCCAAGCGCGAAGAAGUCGUUUCCAAAUUCUUGCACCCUGAUUAUGAGCUAGGCCUCAUUCAAUCUGAAAGCCACUACCAGUACGGACCUGAUACAUAUUUGCUACAACUGCGCGAUGUGAACUUCCCAGUGAGGUUGCGUGAAUACAUGAAAGUAGCGCACAGACGAUCCCCGUCAUUUGCUCUAAAUGAUUCGGUGGAUUGGUCGCUUCCAGUUAUUCGUGAACGUCGCCGCUUCACCGACAUAAUGGAUGAGGAAAUUGACGAUGAAAGAACAAGGAGCCGUAUCAGCACGUAUGCUGCAAACGAUUCAUAUUCAAUAAGACGUCUACGUACAGAGCUGGGACCGCGUCUAGACGAGUAUACCGAAGCUGACGCAAUGAUUGAAACCCAACGUGAAGGAUAUCCACCAUUCUUUAGGGAGAAACCACAGACCAUAGCCAUAACUGAGAACCAGCCAGCCCAUAUUCAUUGUUUCGCUGUUGGUGAUCCCAAGCCAUGCGUGCAGUGGUUCAAGAAUGAUAUGGUACUCUCUGAAAGCAAAAGAAUUAAGAUAUCCUCCGACGAAGACGGACGCUCCAUUUUGCGUUUUGAGCCCGCCGUACACUUUGAUGUUGGUGUCUAUAAGGCAGUAGCCAGAAACAAAGUUGGCCAAACUGUGACGCGGUGUCGCAUUGUAGUUGCCACACUUCCCGAUGCACCCGAUUCUCCUGAAAUAUCGGCCAGUAGUGGCACUGAAAUUCUUCUCAGAUGGAAGCAGCCGCGUGAUGACGGACACUCUCCAGUUUUAUGCUACAGCUUGCAGUAUAAGCUGCACAAUUGUGAUGCUUGGACUACAGUUGCAGACAAUAUUGACCACGAAUUCUAUUUGUUGCACGAACUACAACCCAACACUAACUAUCAGUUUAGACUAGCGUCUAGAAACCGCAUAGGCUGGAGUGAGAUGGGCAUCCCAGUUAACGCAUCGACUACGGGCCCGGACGCACCCAAAAUUCAUAUUACCAAGGCCAUGAAGCAUUUGCAACAGCUCACAGAAAAUGGUCAAGAAAUCGUACCCGAAGAAGAGCGGGUUCAUACCGACUACCAUUGUGAGAGGGAGCCACCCAACUGGGUAACCGACUCCGCGGUCAGCGAUAAGUACAGCUUUAUUUCGGAGAUCGCUCGUGGCGAGUUUAGCACAAUUGUGAAAGGAAUUCAAAAAUCAACAGAUACUGUAGUUGUUGCGAAAAUAUUUGAGGUCACUGAUGAAAAUGAGGAUGCUGUUGUGGCGGAGUUCGACAGCUUCAAGACAUUAAGACAUGAACGUAUCCCUGCAUUGUUCGCUGCCUAUAAGCCCCUUAAUGUGCCGAUUGCCAUAUUUGUAAUGGAAAAGCUCCAGGGCGCCGACGUGCUAACCUACUUUAGUAGCCGCCAUGAAUACUCCGAGCAAAUGGUGGCGUCCGUAGUAACCCAACUACUAGAUGCUCUACAAUACUUGCACUGGCGUGGAUAUUGCCAUUUGAAUAUACAGCCCGAUAAUGUGGUCAUGGCUUCGGUUCGUUCUAUUCAGAUCAAAUUGGUGGACUUCGGAGCUGCGAAGAAAGUUAACAAAUUAGGUGCCAAAAUAACUCCUUGCGGUCUACUGGACUUCCAGUCACCAGAAAUGGUUAACGAUGAGCCUGUCGUCCCGCAAAGUGACAUUUGGUCGCUGGGUGUACUAACUUAUUUGCUUUUAUCCGGCACUAGUGCAUUCCGCGGAGCUGACGAAUACGAAACGAAACAAAAUAUUUCAUUUGUUCGAUAUAGAUUUGAAAACCUAUUCAAUGAAGUAACCCCGGAAGCAACGCGAUUCAUUAUGCUCUUGUUCAAACGUCAUCCAACUAAGAGACCAUACACUGAGGAUUGCUUGGAACAUAGAUGGCUCAUGUCUUCGGAUUACAUGGUUAGAAAACGCGAGCGUGCUGUCUUUCUUGGUAGUCGUUUGAAGGCUUUCUCCGAUGAAUAUCACGACUUGAAAAACGCAACAUCCACUUCAUCAAAGGCUCUCAACUCUCUAGGCGGUGGUCCUACCCCCAACCAGCUACUUCGAUCAAAUAGCAUUCAAGAGGAGUUACUUACUACAUUUUAGUUUCUUACUCCGAAGUACUCCUGGGAGAAGAUCUACAUAUGUAUGUGUACGAAUGUUGUUAUUUAUUGUUGUAUAUAUAUGAAGCUGGGAAAAUAAAAUAAAAAUUAAUAAAUGUACUAAGAA